Messenger RNA from Fusarium vanettenii 77-13-4, 618 nucleotides. RefSeq lists its product as uncharacterized. The coding region runs from base 130 to 489 and encodes 119 amino acids. NCBI's taxonomy places the organism in Eukaryota, Fungi, Ascomycota, Sordariomycetes, Hypocreales, Nectriaceae. The record is from RefSeq and is a predicted model, not a curated record. The transcript has 4 exons.
GUUGAGAUCACCCCCUCGUCAGCGAAAUAACGAGUCUACCCGCCCGCACGAGGGAGACACGGUAGCGAGACGAUCCGACCAGUUCAAUUGACCGAUCCCCGACGCCAAAGAGCGAACCGUUUGCCCGCCAUGCCUCAGGAUAUGCCCCCUCGGGGCGGGUACGAGCCCGUCCAGUACAAGCGAAACCUCCCCGCCAAGGGUUUCCGCCCCGGAAUCCUCCUCCUCGGAAUGGGCGCCGUCAUGGGCUACGGCUGGUACAAGCUGAUCCACGGCAUGCGAGAGGCCAACGAGCUCGCCCGUGAAAAGAUGUGGGCCCGCAUCAACCUCAUCCCCCUCCUCCAGGCCGAAGAGGACCGCGACCAGGUACGACGAUACCUAGCCGACCAGAAGCGCGAGAAGGAGCUGCUGGGCGACAACGCCAAGGUCUACCACAGCGACCGAUUCGUGCGGCCGACUUUUGCCGUCGUUCCCCCUCCCACCACAAACUAGACGAGCCGAGGGUAUGGAAAGGUGUAAAGAGAAGAGAUGGCUUUGCGAUUUUGGGCCAGUGUGUGUAUAUAUGUUAUCUGACAAUGAGUGGUUUUGCCACGGCCACCGGAAUUGAGGGAAGAUCAAGGC